Molecule: messenger RNA, 2795 nt
Organism: Marchantia polymorpha subsp. ruderalis
Lineage: Eukaryota; Viridiplantae; Streptophyta; Marchantiopsida; Marchantiales; Marchantiaceae
Source: the annotation of a GenBank genome assembly
GACGAGUUACGUCGAGAGCGAUCGCAGGAGCCAAGUCUCGUCGAUUCCCGGACUCGACGAUCAGUCGGUCGAUCCGAUUUGCCGAAAUGGUGGAGUUUCUCGAUGUGCUGACGCCCGAGGGCCUUCACACCGGCCUCUCCAAGGACAGGAAUCUUGUACAUAAGGAUGGAGAUUAUCAUCGGGCCGUUCACGUAUGGGUCUACUCAGAGAGCACGGCUGAGCUUUUAUUGCAGAAAAGGGCCUACACGAAGGAUUCAUGGCCUGGUCUUUGGGACAUAUCAUCCGCAGGACACAUUUCUGCCGGAGACACUUCUCUUGAAAGUGCCAGGAGGGAACUCCAGGAAGAACUCGGAGUAGAUCUUCCAAGUGAUGCGUUUGAACUCCUUUUUACUUACAAGCAGAAUGAUAUUCUCAAUGACGGAACAUUCAUCAACAAUGAGUACAAUGAUGUGUACCUCGUCACUACGCUGGAGCCCAUACCUCUGGAGGCCUUCACUCUUCAGGAGUCCGAGGUGGUAGACGUCAAGUACAUGGGUUGGAAGAAUUACAAGGAGGUCAUAGCAAAAAAAGAUCCUGAUUACGUCGACUACGAGCUGGAUGGUGGAUAUGGCCUACUGUUUCAAACCAUCGAAUCUAGGUAUGAUGCAGAUCCGAAGGCCAGAAUAGCAUCUUUGAAGAAGCAACUGAGUCGCUAUUCUCCAGUUACCCUUCGUGGAGAGCUUUCAGGAUUAAGUGAGGGAGAUCUUUUUGCAUUGGUCUACACUAUACGGGCAGCCAAAAUCCUUGAGAAAAUUUUCACUGAGCAGGAAUGGUGCGUCAAUCCCCAGUUGAAGUCUUGGCUUGAAAAGAAAUCUACAGCUUCUGAAAUUGACAAGCUUAAAUAUGCCUACUACAUGAUCAACAAAAGUCCAUGGUCUAUUUUGGACGAAAACGAGGCAUUCCUUUCAACUGCAGACUCCGCUAUCAUCUUAGUGGAAAAUGCAGUCAAGCCUGUCUCCGGUUGGAAAGGGCUCGAAUAUAAAGCUGCUUUUCCAGUACAUAAACCUCCAGUUGCGAAUUUUUACCCUCGCGACAUGGAUACAAAGGAGUUCGAGCUUUGGAAGGCAACUCUGAGUGCCGAGGAUCAAGCAAAGGCCGUUGACUUUUUUACUCUCAUCCGCAGAUCUCAGCCAAAAUUAUGUGAUCUCCAGAUAGUCCCGUACUCGGUUGAGUAUCUUCACAAUCUUAAGCAGGCAAGUGCUUUGCUGGACAAAGCCGGAGACUCUGCAUCGACACCAAGUUUAAAAAAGCUGCUCAAAUCAAAAGCAAAGGCAUUUCUGUCAAACGAUUACUACGAAUCUGAUAUUGCUUGGAUGGAGCUGGACUCACAAGUUGAUGUGACCAUUGGUCCGUAUGAAACAUACGAGGACGGUCUCUUUGGCUACAAGGCUACUUUCGAAGCUUUUAUCGGCAUAUGUGAUGAGGAAGCUACAUCGCAGCUCCUCCUCUUUAGCAAUCACUUGCAGGAAAUGGAGAACAAUCUUCCUAUGGCAGCUGAGUACAAGUCAACGAAUGUCAAGGCUUCUCCAAUUCGCGUCAUCAAUCUUGUUUACAAUGCAGGGGACUGCAAAGGUCCACAAACAGUAGCCUUCAACUUACCAAAUGACGAUCGGAUUGUGAAAGAGCGAGGAAGUGCCAUGGUUAUGAUUCGAAAUAUCUCAGAAGCAAAAUUCGACUGUAUUCUUCUACCGAUUGCACGAGUCUGCAUCGAAGAAUCACAAAGAUGUUUCGUGGAUUUCAACUCCUUUUUUACACAUACAAUCUGCCACGAAUGUUGCCACGGCAUCGGUCCUCACAACAUCGCGGUUGGAGGCAAAGAAUCAACUGUUCGAUUGGAACUUCAAGAACUUUAUUCUGCUAUUGAAGAAGCGAAAGCUGACAUAGUUGGUCUAUGGGCCCUCCACUUUCUUCUUGACAAGGGCGUUCUUCCCCAAGGGAAGGAAAAAGCAAUUUAUGUUUCGUUUCUUGCUGGUUGCUUCCGAUCUAUACGCUUCGGACUGGAAGAGGCGCACGGGAGAGGACAAGCGCUCCAGUUCAACUACAUCCUAGACAAAGGGGGCUUCGUCGCACACGAGGAUGCCACGUUUUCAGUAAAUUUUGAUAAGGUGAGGGGGGCCGUUGAGGAUUUGAGCCGAGAAAUUCUCACUAUCGAAGCACAAGGCGACAAGCCUGCUGCCCUUGAGCUGUUGACCAAGUAUGCGAAGCUCACGCCUGAGCUCUCGAGAGCUUUCGCUUCGCUGGAAAGCGUGCAGGUUCCCGUGGACAUUGCCCCGACCUUCGAUACGCUGAACAGUGCUGCUUACUUGAAUGCUGGAAGGCGCAUCGACUGAAACCGACCGACCCACCAGAGACAACGCUUGCAGAAAAAGACCAUUGCUUGAUGAAGAAACUUGAGGGGAUACUAGCCUGGGGACCAAAUUAAGAUCUUUGCUCAGCGCGCAAGGCUGAACUCUGAGGCUGGGUUAGACCCGUCUAGAGGAAGUCUCUACUUGAAGUAUCGCCCUGCUAUGCUGACAGGGAUGGAUUAAAUACUUCAGGGUGUUUGGCAAAGUACACUUUCCUGUAGCCGUUCGGACAUCGUAAAUACUAAUGCAAGAGAAUUCACCUUUUUGGAGCUCCGGUUUAUAAUUUGGGUCCAUGGAAUGGCAGGACAUGCGAACAGUAUGUUUCUUCAAAGCUCUGAACACUUUUGAUUGUAACAAACCACUCGGACUUUAUGUGCACAUCGCCGUACCAGAGCAAUUUGAAGGAAAAGC